Ciona intestinalis (vase tunicate) is the source of this 621-nucleotide messenger RNA. Lineage: Eukaryota; Metazoa; Chordata; Ascidiacea; Phlebobranchia; Cionidae. The record is from RefSeq and is a predicted model, not a curated record.
GCUUCGGAAAAUAUGAGACAUUUGAUAUCCUUCAUAUCGUAAUAAAAAGCGGUGUGUUCUGGUACGAAAUCAUAUCUUCACUAAGAAGGCAACAAAAUGAAUAUGUCAGUGCUUCAACUCUUGCUUGUCGUCGGACUCUUCGUCCUCUUCGGGGCUGUGGACGCGGAUGUAAGAUACACCAGAACCAAAGCCGAUGGUUACUAUGACACCAAAGCCGAUGGUUACUACGAUGGUUACUAUGACAACAAAGCCGAUGGUUACUAUGAGAACAAAGCCGAUGGUUACUAUGACACCAAAGCCGAUGGUUACUACGAUGGUUACUAUGACAACAAAGCCGAUGGUUACUAUGACACCAAAGCCGAUGGUUACUACGAUGGUUACUAUGACACCAAAGCCGAUGGUUACUAUGAGAACAAAGCCGAUGGUUACUAUGACACCAAAGCCGAUGGUUACUACGAUGGUUACUAUGACAACAAAGCCGAUGGUUACUAUGACACCAAAGCCUAUGGUUACUAUGACACCAAAGCCGAUGGUUACUAUGACACCAAAGCCGAUGGUUACUACUAAAGAAAUCGAACAGUACUGAUUUUUAAAAUAAAUAAUUAAUAUGCAUGCACAUGA